This is a messenger RNA of Fomitiporia mediterranea MF3/22, 2528 nucleotides long. RefSeq lists its product as uncharacterized. The transcript has 2 exons. The record is from RefSeq and is a predicted model, not a curated record. Lineage: Eukaryota; Fungi; Basidiomycota; Agaricomycetes; Hymenochaetales; Hymenochaetaceae. The coding region runs from base 109 to 2136 and encodes 675 amino acids.
UUUGCAUCCCACCAUCACCUCCCCAACUCUACCUGUGCUCUCUGUUGCCCGCUCAGCACCCUCUUUCAGCUCUACUUUGCCACUACAAAAUCACUGUCAACUGCAAUCAUGUCCCUUGCACACCACAAGUCCCAUUCCAUAUCUUCUCCAAUUGCUCAGCCUUUCCCUUCGCCCGCACAUUCUCCUCCUAUCAGGCCGGUCUACAAGACUCGCCGCCCGUCCCUCCAGAACACAAUGUCACGGUUCAAAGACUCCCUCAAGGAGCGCAUACAGGAGAACGUACAGGCUGUCCACGGUCACGUACAUCGUCGCGCACAUUCGAAUAGCUCGCGUGCGAAUGACGGAGCUGAUGAACAACCACGCCCAGUCUAUAUCUCAGAGCCCAAACUAAAUGGCUCCGCAGAUAGCUUGCCAUCCACACGGCUAGCCCCUCUCGGUUCGGGCGCAAUCGUCGUUGGCACGCCCCAAGAGGCUCUCGCACUCUCUGCGCAAAAGGGCGGAUACCGCAAUUCACCCGCGGCCGCAUCGGCGCCUUCGCAUUUAAACCAGUUCCACAGACAGCAGCCUGCGACGGUCGAGGAGGAAGACCUCGAGUUCGACCAGCAGUCCCUACAAAGUCCGCCAUUGCCACCUCUCCCUCAGUCAACAAGUCCGACCUCACCUACAAUGCAAACACGUGGGCUACAACAACAAAGAGGAGACUGGCCUCAGCCAAGACGUUCAGCAGAAUCAAAUGCUAGCGGAACCAGCCAGGCGAGCGGUAGUCGCGGCUUGCGCCCUGUCCUGCCUGAUCAGCGCUCGCAGGGCUCCUCCGUAAAGAACCGAAGAGGGUCGCCUCUCGCACAAUCUAAUCAAGAACUCCCCGCCGAAGAGCUUGUGUAUCAGGCACGAUCACCCUCUGUUGAUCGACCGAGAUCCAAUCCCAAUCCCGCCGAGUAUUUCAAUGCGGCAACAGACGAAGCUGAGACAACAACAGCACCACUCCAGCUCCAGCAACGAAAGUCUGGACCGGAGGCCGCUGUACGACCUGAGUCGCAUUUCUCAUCCUUUUCUGAAGCGCAAGUGCGGGUUGAAAGCGAGUGUUUCGCUGCUGCGCCCCAGCUUCCUCUUGACCUUGCCACUGCCCUUCCUCAGCCUCCGUUUGGGAUGCUGCUUAUGUCUAACCUCCCCGCGAACAUGCAUAAAGUAAAUCCUAGCAAGAUUAUCGUCGUUCUGGAGACGGGCGAGACUACGUACAAGACGACGCUGAAGACGCUCACCUCUCGGCCUUCUCACCUCGCAAAGCAUCUCAGCGAACUUGUCUCCUCGACCGGAGCGACGAAUGGGGCUGCGCAAACAUCACUUAGCGAGGACGAAAACGUGAACGGCGAUGCGGGUUCCGUGUACUCUCAACACAGCGAGUUCGAGGACUCGGAGGACGAGAGCAACUAUGCAGGUUUCAAUUCGUUAUUCCAGGACCAUCUUACGUCGACGGGGAUUAUCAAGCCGCGAAAGAUUAAGCGCAAAGCAGAUGCAACGUCUAUGAUGCAUGUAUUUUUGGAUAGGCCGGGUACACCAUAUGCACAUAUUAUUGCGUAUCUUCGCGCACCUCACCUAACAUCCCAUCCGGGCGGGAUGCUACCCUACGGCGCACGUCUCUUCCCAGCCGCGCGACAUUCCUUCGCAACCGCUCGUCUAGAAGCACUCCUCGACCUUCGUGACGAAGCAGCCUACCUCGGACUAGGCGACCUCAUGCGACUCUGUGACGAGGAACUCGCAGGACAAGUCCCACUAGCAGGCGAAGAAGUCGGGCGGUCAAGUAUACACAGCACACACACUCUCUGCGAGUCUACAACAGGUUCGAACACGAAGAGUGGGAAGGGCGGGGAGAGUAUGAGCGUAGACGUUAGUCCGGCCAUGCAAAGUGUUGACAUACCUAUCGUACUCCCCACCCACGAAUCUCGAGCUAUCUCGGGGAAUAAUGUUGUAAAGAUGAAGACGCUCUCGACAGAUUCGCAUGGUUCGAAUGCUUCGUCGAGUGCAUCAUCGAAACGGGAGCGGAGAGCCGGGCAUGUUGAUCUUGAGACGCAGAAGACGAAGAUGCCGAAUGCGUCGCAGUUGAGGGGGAGGGCGAAGCCUCCUGGUAAUUAUAUCUAAGUGAUUUCUCGGUUUUUGAGUUUUGUUUCUUGCUACGAUUUUGUUUUUCUUAUGCCCAAACUAUGUUUCUUCGGGCUGGUUUCCGUGUUCUGCCUGUUAACUUGGGGUUGUUUUUCUUUGUCACCAGUAAUGGCCGUUCUGAUUCCCCGUUACCUGUUUAAUCAUACCACUCUCCUUUCUUACAUCUGUUGCCCUUUCUAUCCUUUUCUUUUUCCUUUGUUUAUUUUUUCUCCUUAUUCAUCCUUCCUAUGAUCUUGGUAAACUUUCUAAACGGACUGUAUACGCUACGCUAAUACUCCGUUGUUUUCUUUCACCUUACGACCUCAUCACUUUACUCUACGCACUCUACGAUAACCACAGAUGAAUGAAUGUCUUACGUAGUACAAAGCCCA